This is a messenger RNA of Lagopus leucura (white-tailed ptarmigan), 6648 nucleotides long. RefSeq names its product DEP domain containing 5, GATOR1 subcomplex subunit (gene DEPDC5). Gene Ontology annotation, cellular component: GATOR1 complex; lysosomal membrane. The record is from RefSeq and is a predicted model, not a curated record. Lineage: Eukaryota; Metazoa; Chordata; Aves; Galliformes; Phasianidae. The transcript is spliced from 39 exons. The coding region runs from base 297 to 4355 and encodes 1352 amino acids. Gene Ontology annotation, biological process: negative regulation of TORC1 signaling; intracellular signal transduction; positive regulation of autophagy. Gene Ontology annotation, molecular function: GTPase activator activity.
CGCCGUCCCUCAGGCUUUGGCUCGCGGCAUUGAGUCGCGUUUCUCCUUCAGUCUCGGGGUUCUGGGCCGGGUGGGCUGUGAGAGUGGCGGGCGAGGCCUCAGCGCUCCUAAUGUCCCGUCUGCGGCCCUGAGGAGCCCGGCAGCGGCUGACAAGAGCGGGUCGGGGGGAGCGGGCGCUGCAUCCCGCGCUUCGGCACCUGUGGGGGAAGCGUUGGUGUGGGAGCGCAGCUCUAAGGAUGUGCAGGAUGUCCUCCGCCCUUUUCACUCGAAGUAACUGAGAAGGACAGGAGCUCAAGAUGAGAACCAACAAGGUGUACAAGCUGGUCAUACACAAGAAGGGCUUUGGAGGCAGCGAUGAUGAACUGGUGGUGAAUCCUAAAGUAUUUCUUCAAAUCAAGCUGGGAGAUGUCGUGGAAAUUGCACAUCCAAAUGAUGAAUACAGCCCUCUGCUCCUGCAAGUGAAAUCACUGAAGGAAGACUUGCAGAAAGAAACAAUAAGUGUGGAUCAGACUGUUGCACAGGUUUUCCGACUGCGGCCGUACCAGGAUGUCCAUGUGAAUGUUGUUGACCCAAAGGAAGUGACCUUGGACUUGGUGGAACUGACUUUUAAAGAUCAGUAUAUUGGCCGUGGGGAUAUGUGGCGACUGAAGAAAAGCUUGGUCAGCACCUGUGCAUAUGUCACCCAGAAGGUGGAAUUUGCAGGUAUCAGGGCACAAGCAGGUGAACUGUGGGUUAAGAGUGAGAAAGUCACUUGUGGAUACAUCAGUGAGGACACACGGGUGGUCUUCCGCUCCACUUCUGCCAUGGUUUAUAUUUUCAUCCAGAUGAGCUGUGAAAUGUGGGAUUUUGAUAUCUAUGGGGACUUGUACUUUGAGAAAGCUGUGAAUGGUUUCCUUGCUGACCUCUUCACAAAAUGGAAGGAGAAGAAUUGUAGCCAUGAAGUGACAGUGGUUCUAUUUUCCAGAACGUUUUAUGAAGCAAAAUGUAUAGAUGAGUUUCCUGAAACACAUCGUGCAUCCAUCCGGCAGGAUCACGAGGGAAGGUUUUAUGAAGAUUUUUACAAAGUUGUAGUUCAGAACGAGAGACGAGAAGAGUGGACCUCAUUGCUUGUGACCAUUAAAAAGCUUUUCAUCCAGUAUCCUGUGCUGGUUCGACUGGAGCAAGCAGAGGGCUUUCCUCCAGGUUUCAAUUCUACAUCAGCACAAGGGAACUACUUGGAGGCCAUAAAUCUUUCAUUCAAUGUGUUCGACAAGCAUUACAUAAACAGGAACUUUGAUCGGACUGGGCAGAUGUCAGUGGUCAUCACCCCUGGCGUGGGUGUGUUUGAAGUCGAUCGCCUCCUUAUGAUUCUGACCAAGCAGCGGAUGAUAGACAAUGGCAUUGGCGUGGACUUGGUAUGCAUGGGAGAGCAACCAUUGCACGCUGUGCCGCUCUUUAAGCUCCAUAAUCGCUGUGGACCUGGGGAUUCCAGGCUGGGUGAUGACUACAACAUUCCACACUGGAUAAACCAUAGUUUCUACACGUCCAAAAGCCAGCUUCAGUGUAACAGCUUCACUCCACGGAUCAAACUGGCAGGAAGGAAACCACUGAUUGAGAAAACAAAAAAUAGCCGAGAUGCCUCAUUAGGAGCUCCGAAAGAUGCUGAGAAUGCCCUGCCCAUCCAGGUUGAUUACGAUGGCUAUGAUGCCCAGGUGUUCAGACUGCCAGGUCCAUCCAGAGCUCAACGCUGCACCACUUUUAGCAGAUCCGUGAGGGAGAGAGAAAGUCGUACCAGAAAGAGCUCUAGUUCCUAUGAUGUCUCAUGCAGCCCUUCUCUGCAGAGCCGCACGCUGCCCCCAGAGGAGGUGAGGAGCCAGGCUUCUGAUGACAGCUCACUGGGCAAGAUCUCCAACAUCCUGAUGAUCCCACGGCCUCACCUGCAUCAGUAUGAAGUCAGCAGCUCUUUGGGCUAUACCAGCACCAGAGAUGUCCUUGACAACAUGCUGGAGUCUCAGCAGCGUGACUCCAGUGCCCCAGGGAGGUUCCACGUUGGCAGUGCAGAAUCCAUGCUACACAUUCGGCCUGGGGGAUACACACCCCAGAGAGCACUGAUCAAUCCAUUUGCUCCAUCACGCAUGCCCAUGAAGCUUACAUCUAACAGGAGGCGCUGGAUGCACACUUUUCCUGUGGGUCCAUCAGGAGAAGCUAUCCAGAUUCAUCACCAAACCCGACAGAAUAUGGCAGAAAUGCAGGACAGUGGGCAGCAGGAUUUGACACACUCCUCUGCUGAGCUGCUGGAGCUGGCUUAUCACGAGGCAGCUGGCAGGCACAGCACUUCUCGGCAUCCAGGUGACGGUGCCUCCUUCCUGAGCUUCAGUGGCACAGAGGAGUAUUCCAACGGUCUGGCUGGCAGCAAUGGUGCAGGGAUGAACCUCAAAACUCAGAACAAGGAUUCAUCAGAAGAUGCUCUCUCUAACUCUCCAGAUCCAAUUCUGACACUGUCUGCUCCCCCCGUAGUGCCAGGCUUCUGUUGUACAGUUGGAGUGGACUGGAAAUCUCUCACUACCCCGGCGUGUCUCCCUCUUACCACUGACUACUUCCCCGACCGCCAGAGCCUGCAGAAUGACUACACUGAGGGCUGCUAUGAUCUGCUCCCAGAAGCUGACAUGGACAGGAGAGAUGAGGAAGGAGUGCAGAUGACAGCCCAGCAGGUGUUUGAGGAGUUUAUUUGUCAGCGUCUCAUGCAAGGCUAUCAAAUUAUCGUGCAAUCUAAACCACAGAAGCCAGCCACAACUGUGCCACCCCCGCUCAGCAGCAGUCCCCUUUACAGUCGAGGCCUUGUUUCAAGAAAUCGACCUGAGGAAGAAGAUCAGUACUGGCUGAGCAUGGGCCGUACUUUCCACAAAGUGACAUUAAAAGACAAAAUAAUUACUGUGACUCGAUAUCUGCCCAAGUAUCCAUAUGAAUCUGCUCAGAUAAACUACACUUACAGCUUGUGCCCCUCUCAUUCUGACUCUGAAUUUGUCUCUUGCUGGGUAGAGUUUUCCCACGAGAGAUUAGAAGAAUACAAGUGGAAUUACUUGGAUCAGUAUAUCUGCUCUGCUGGCUCAGAGGAUUUCAGCCUUAUUGAAUCACUGAAAUUUUGGAGGACUCGCUUUCUCCUUCUGCCUGCCUGCAUCAGUGCCACAAAACGUAUUAUGGAGGGAGAAGUGCACUGUGAUGUGUAUGGAGACAAGCCCCGUUCUGAUGAGGAGGAGUGGCAGCUCCUCGAUGGCUUCAUUCGCUUUGUGGAAGGUUUGAACCGCAUUCGUCGCCGCCAUCGAUCCGAUCGAAUGAUUCGGAAAGGGUCUGCCAUGAAAGGCUUGCAGAUUGCUGGUCCGCUCCCCACCCACUCUCUGGAGCAGCCUGGGCCUCCCAUUGGGAAGAAAGGAACCUCAGCACUCUCAGCUCUGCUGGAGAUGGAAGCCAAUCAGAAGAGUCUGGGGGAGCAGCAGGCAGCAAUGCUCUCUGGGAAGAGCUCUGGGCAGCCAUCAGAGAGUGGGAGCAUUGCUAUCACACCCACCUACAUGGACAGCCCUCGUAAGGAUGGGGCCUUCUUUAUGGAUUUUGUUCGCAGCCCUCGCUCAGCUUCAACUUUCUUCUCACAGGUCUCUAUAGAUCAAUCAGUUCCUGGAACCUCAGAUGCCAAUACGUUGAUAAACACAGGGCAGUCAGCUGAGAGGGGCAGCACUCAGAGCUUGGGAAGUUCCCAGAGCACAACAGACCAAGGAUAUGUAACAGCUGGUGCUGCAGAGGGCAGCUCUCAGCAGUGCUCAGUAAGCUCUUUGACUUCGUCCUCCACCUUGAUGGAGAUUCUCGAAGCCAUGAAACAUCCUACCACAGGGAUCCAGCUGCUCUCUGAGCAGAAGGGCCUCUCUCCAUCCUGUUUCAUCAGUGCAGAAGUUGUGCAUUGGUUGGUGAAUAACGUGGAAGGUGUGCAAACCCAAGCCAUGGCGAUUGACAUAAUGCAGAAAAUGCUGGAAGAGCAGCUGAUUGUCCAUGCAUCUGGAGAAGCUUUACGAACCUUUAUUUAUGGCUUUUAUUUUUACAAGAUUGUUGUGGACAAAGAACCUGACCGAGUGGGCAUGCAGCAGCCUGCCAUGUGGCACACAGCUGCCAUGGAUGACUUCUCUGCCUUCCAGAGGAAAUGGUUUGAGGUGGCCUUUGUGGCAGAAGAGCUCCUGCACUCGGAAAUCCCCGCGUUUUUCCUGCCCUGGCUGCCCAGCCGCCCAGCCUCCUAUGCAAGUAGGCACAGUUCCUUUAGCCGCAGUUUCGGAGGACGGAGCCAGGCAGCUGCAUUAUUAGGGUUCCCAAAGAAAUGUUACCAGCUCAUCUGAGGCAAGGAGCUUUACUAAACCCAGAUGACAUCUGGUCCACGUGACUUCAUUUGUUCCUCUCUUGGCUUUGAUUUGGUUGUGGAUUUUCUUUCUUCCCCUCCCCACCUUCCCUAAAUGUCAGGCUGUGAUAUAAAACUGCAUGCAAGCAUUGGGAGCUCUGGAACAAGCUCCACGGAUCUCUAAAAUCUUUUUCCCUCCCAGUUCCCCUAUAAUUGCCCAGUGAUUGUCCCCUUUCCUUCCCAGUGGAAGUCUGACCUGUGAUACACUUAAUCUUGUCCCUUCCGAUUUAUAGCAAUGCAUGCACUAGCCAUUUUAGUCGUGUAUGUAGUGUAGUCUGUGACUGGAGAAUAACCUGCCUGCUCCUCUCCGAUGUACUCAAUAAAUCCUUAGUUAAAUACUUGCUAGAACAAGUCAAUUGGAAGCAGGUGAGUUCUCUUAAAGUCGGGUCUAUGGAAGGCAGGGUGUUUAAUCAGAAUUAAAUCGGUUUCAAUCUGAAGCUUUAAAUUCAGUGACGUGGAUAUUUCACAUCUGUUUGUAAGGUCCUUGUGAUUAGCUGACCUGGUUGGACUGCCUUCCUGGUGCCUUGCCUUUGAAUUACAGCUGCAGGCAAGGUGGAGAGGCGGACUGCAACCCUAAUGGGGAGGUUGUGUUGUCUGGAAAAAAGAACAGCCUGAGGGAGCAGGGAGCUCAUUCUUCACUGUGUGUUGCUUCACACACACUGGUCUGUAAUGUUACAACUGACAGCUAACAACUGGUAUCUGCCCAGCUAAGCUGCUUUCACUUUUGGGAUUUGCUUUCCACCAUCUCAGAAUGGGAUUCAUACUUCAUUACAAAACUGACACUGUAAUCUUGUAAUGCACGUUGAUAAUCCACUGAAAAGGAGCAAGAAAAUGGGAAUCCAAGAUGUUGCUCUGUUUGACUAUAGCAGACAAACAUAGAUUUUAUUUACAAAACAAAGCUGGAUGGUGUUCUUCCAUUUUUCCUUUAUUUUUAUCUGUUCCUAAGCUGCAGUAAUGGCAAUAUAAAAUAUUGGCUUUUAACCUUGAAAAUCGUGUCCUGCCAACUUAGAGUAGAAGUGGAGGUGGGAACUGUCCCAUCUACUUCAGGACCAACUUCAACCAUUUUUUAGUGCCAUUAAGUCAUUAAAUGAUGAGGUUGUUUAAAAGUUGACCUCAUAAAAGAGUGCAUGUGAGCCUCUACUUAAGCAAGAAAUAGCAGUAUGCAUCCCUUGUGCAUCAAUCUGAAAGGAAAAAGAAAAAAAAGCCACCACAAGUUUUUCAACAGUGGUUUUGCAGCCCUUCGUUUCUGUCAGUAUUUAACUUUAUGGAAAUGUGAAAUGAUUCUCUUGUACAAAGAAAAGUUGGAAGUGACAGCAGUGGUUCAUAGCAGAACUUCAGACUGAAGCUCAGGUGAUCUGAUUUCUGUCCCUGACCUCGCAGUCCCCUUGUGACACCACACAGGUCUACUCCACUUCCUUUGCUUCCGUUUCUCUUUUACUUGAUACCUGGGAUUUUCUUUCACUGGGAUGCUGGGCUGUAGGGCACAGGAGGAGAUGCAUCUUGGGCACUGUUCCAGCACUUACUGCAAGGCAGCACGGAGUAUUGCAGUGAUGCUAACACUGCUGCAUGUGUCUUGGCUGACUUUUCUUGCUUUUACAAAAAGCACUGUAUGUGCAGUUAUAUAUGUAUAUAGCCACGUGGUAAUGUGGGAUAUUGAUAUGGGGCUAAAGAUACACAGAGUUCAAUUUCUAAUCUCCCUUGGCUCUAGGAAGUCCUGGAAUGCUCCUGCCCUGUGCAGCAGCACCAUGUGAUUUCUCAUGGGGUCACAUAGAGGUACUAAAACCAAACUGGCUGUGAAGGAGAUGGGGCUGCCUCGCUGUUUGCUCUGAUGCCACCAGUUGAUGACCUUCUUGACUCUUGGUUCUGUAUCUUCAUUGCAACUUAAGUGCCUGUUCAUUUCUUGGGAAGAUAAUUCUAUGACAUAGCCCCCCUCCCCAUUUGAGCAAUACUUUUAUUUUAUUUUUGCCUUUUUUGAUCUACAUAGGCAGCAUUCUGGGACCAUUCUGCAACUCAAAAACAUUUGGGGAGGAGUGGGAGGACAAAUUCAUUUCGAGUAGCUUGUCUUGUUUUGUUUUUCUUUUACCCAACUUCCCUCCUUCUCUUGAGUACAUCUUUUAAAUGUACCCCUGUUCCUUGGCUGUGUAGCUGCUACAGUGCCUGAGCAACGGACGGUGACACUUGAUGUGGAUGUGAAUAACCGCACGGACCGGCUGGAGUGGUGCAGUUGUUACUAU